Molecule: messenger RNA, 379 nt
Organism: Drosophila novamexicana
Lineage: Eukaryota; Metazoa; Arthropoda; Insecta; Diptera; Drosophilidae
Gene: ND-MLRQ
Product: cytochrome c oxidase subunit NDUFA4
Exons: 4
Coding region: 58-309 (83 amino acids)
Source: RefSeq, a predicted model, not a curated record
AAGAGCUAGUUCUGGAACCAAACUCUUAGUUACGACUUUUAGAAGCUUGCUUAUAAAAUGCAGGGGCUUGGAUUACAAAGUCUUAAGAAAAAUCCUGCGUUGAUCCCGCUCUACGUUUGCGUGGCUGCAGGAGCAGUUGGAGCGGUUUAUUAUAUGACUCGCCUAGCUACACGGAAUCCGGACGUUACUUGGAAUCGGUCAUCCAAUCCAGAGCCAUGGCAAGAAUAUAAAGACAAACAAUAUAAGUUCUAUUCACCUGUAAGAGAUUAUUCUAAAACAAAGAGUGCUGCUCCCAACUUUGAAGAAUAAAAUUUUCAAAUGGAAAUUGAAUUAAAUUAACUGUCAUAAUAAAUGCAUUAAUGUGCUGAUUAUUGUUGUA